Ctenocephalides felis (cat flea) is the source of this 261-nucleotide messenger RNA. Its product is annotated as proteasome subunit alpha type-5-A-like. Gene Ontology annotation, cellular component: proteasome core complex, alpha-subunit complex; proteasome core complex; nucleus. NCBI's taxonomy places the organism in Eukaryota, Metazoa, Arthropoda, Insecta, Siphonaptera, Pulicidae. The record is from RefSeq and is a predicted model, not a curated record. The transcript has a single exon. Gene Ontology annotation, biological process: ubiquitin-dependent protein catabolic process. The coding region runs from base 1 to 261 and encodes 86 amino acids.
AUGUUUCUGAGAAGAACAGAAUACGACAGAGGCGUCAACACGUUCUCUCCGGAAGGUAGGCUGUUUCAAGUGGAAUAUGCUGUCGAAGCCAUUAAAUUGGGCUCCACUGCAAUUGGCAUUAAAACCCACGAAGGGGUCAUCCUGGCUGUUGAGAAAAAUGAGAGGUCUCCUCUUGUCGUUCCAGGAAGUAUCCAGAAAAUCAUAGAAAUCGACGAUCAUAUCGGAUGUGUCUUCUCGGGACAUGUCGCUGAUUCGAGGUAA